Molecule: messenger RNA, 6406 nt
Organism: Stegostoma tigrinum
Lineage: Eukaryota; Metazoa; Chordata; Chondrichthyes; Orectolobiformes; Stegostomatidae
Gene: recql5
Product: RecQ helicase-like 5
Exons: 16
Coding region: 64-2571 (835 amino acids)
Biological process (GO): double-strand break repair via homologous recombination
Cellular component (GO): chromosome; cytoplasm
Molecular function (GO): four-way junction helicase activity; 3'-5' DNA helicase activity; ATP binding
Source: RefSeq, a predicted model, not a curated record
GGCCCACGUGGACAACAUUGACACUGCGCGGCGACGUCACAGCCCUGCGGUCAAGGCAUUGCCAUGGCCUCCAGUUUCCGUGACCCUGUCCGUGAAAUCCUCGGCCGGAGCUUCGGCUUUCAGUCUUUUCGCUCUCAGCGACAGGAGAGCGCGGCUAGGGCCGUUUUGAGAGGUGACAAGGAUGUCUUUAUCUGCAUGCCAACAGGGGCUGGGAAAUCUCUCUGUUACCAGUUACCGGCUGUACUUGCUGAGGGUGUCACCAUCGUGAUCUCCCCACUGAUUGCUCUUAUUCAAGACCAGAUUGAACACAUGAGUGUGCUGAAGAUCAGAGCGUGCUCCCUGAAUUCCAAGCUGUCCGUUGAGGAGCGAAAAAUGGUCCUUUCUGACUUGAAUUCUGAGAAGCCUGGCAUCAAACUGCUCUACAUCACCCCAGAGAUGGCAGCUUCCAACACCAUGCAUUCCAUCUUCGACUCCCUGUUGGCCCGAAAUCUCCUGUCAUACCUGGUCAUCGAUGAGGCUCAUUGUGUAUCACAGUGGGGACAUGACUUUCGACCGGAUUACCUCAAACUUGGGUCUUUACGCAGUAAGGCUCCUGGUAUCCCCUGCGUGGCUUUGACUGCUACAGCUCCGCAGAAGGUGCAAGAUGACAUUAUAGCAGCUCUUCAGCUGAAGCAGCCCAUUGCAGUCUUCAAAAGUCCUUGCUUCAGAGCUAAUCUAUUCUAUGAUAUUGUCUUCAAAGAUAUCUUGAGUGAACCCUACCUCAAUCUGAAGGCUUUCUGUGAAAAGGCUCUGGGACAGAAGAACUCUACAGGGCAAUUCGAUAGCUGUGGCAUAAUAUAUUGUCGGACCAGGGAUGGGUGUCAAGAGUUGGCAGAGGAACUAACACGCAGAGGGUUGGAAGCCAAGGCUUACCAUGCAGGUCUUAAGAAUUCAGAGCGCACUGUGGUGCAGGAGGAGUGGAUGGAAGGCAAAGUGCCAGUGAUUGUGGCAACCAUCAGCUUUGGGAUGGGUGUAGACAAGGCUAAUGUCAGAUUUGUUGCCCAUUGGAAUCUUGCAAAAUCAAUGGCUGCUUAUUACCAAGAAUCUGGGAGAGCAGGGAGAGAUGGGAAGCCCUCGUUUUGCCGUAUUUAUUACUCCAGAAUUGAUCGGGAGAACAUCAGUUUUCUGAUCAAGAAAGAGAUCGCUCAGAAGCAGAGCAAGAGAGGAUCUGUAAAGAGUUUUGACAAAUCCUCCCUCGAUGGCUUUGAGACUCUGGUUUCCUUCUGUGAGCAGCCAGGGUGUCGACAUGCAGCCAUUGCCAAGUAUUUUGGAGAUGAGGUGCCAGCCUGUAAUCGAACCUGUGAUCACUGUAAGAAUCCAGAGAUUGUGAUGAGACAGCUAGAUUCCCUUCAGAGAUUCGAAAUCAGCAAGGCUCAGACGUCUGUUCAAAUGCCUACAUCCCAGGGGCCAUUUGGUUACAUCCACGAUCUGUAUGAAGGAGGAAGGAAGGGCUAUGGCUUUGAAAGAUAUGGUAAUGAAGAUGGUGAUAAUGAAUCAGAUGGAGAAAAUGAGUCCAGAAAAAAGGAAUGGAGCGCAUUUUUUCAUAAACAGAUGAAGCUACGGAAGAAUGGAGAGCCUGAAAAGGAUAACUUUGUACCACCUGAUCCUGACUGUCCCCUCCGAGAUGCAGCUAAUCGGAAAAUACCCAAGUUGUCUGUCAAGGCACGUGAACACUGUCUUCACAUGUUGGAGGAGGCACUGACCAAGAAUAAACAGGAAAUUGCAAAGCCAGAGUGGACAGACCCUCACUCAUGUGCUGUACAGAUGGAAUAUGAAGCUUUCAAAAUCAGCAAGAUGGCUAACUUAUACAAAGCACUGGUGCUAAAAAAGGUUGGAGAAAUUAAUAAGUCAACACAAAAUAAGCCUUUGCAUCCAAAACGGACAGAAAUGGACACUGAAGUAGCAUCAACAGAUUGUGAAAAAGAUGGUGAAACAUUUAUUGCUGCAUCACAGGUCUAUUCUUUCAAACGAAAGCGUGUGGGAGUAGGAGGUCAGAGUUUAUCCAGCCCAUUCCGAACUGCAGGAGAGAUGCUGAAGAACUCGGUGCGAGUGAACAGUGAGCAGAAGAAUAAUACUAGCUCAGAAAGCCCAAUAUACCAGUCAGAUGGAAUGAGAAAGAAAGAAAUUACAAGAUCCCUAGAAGUCAUGAAACCCUCUGCACAUGCUAACGAGAGGACAUCUCAGUGCUCACCUCACCACACCAGUCCCAGCAAGAGGAAACCCACCAAAAAGCAAUUGCUGGCAGACAGUGCCAAGAAAGACUCUCAGAAUAUUACCAAAUUCUUCCGGCAGAGCAAAUCUCAAGGAGCAGCAGAUGCAUCAGUCAAAGUCCCCAGUGAGGGCUGCAGCACCUUUGAUAAUGAUAUACCAGAAGAAAGGGACAACACGAGAACAUCCUCUUCCACUUCUGCCUUGUCUGGGGAACUGGGAUCUCUUCCAGAUUUUGAUAAAGUGACUAAGACUGGAAAUAAGGACAUGGUACAAAAAUGUUUACUGACCCAUCAUGACAUGGAGGAGAAGACAAGGUGGUAGAGGCUGAAAGCAUUGGAAAGUGCUGUUGAAGAACCCUUUGGUGAGUUACUGUAGUAUGUCCUGUACAUACUGCUGCAAUUAUGUGUUGAGGGUGCAAGAAGGAAUGAUGGAUGGAAUACACAGUCAAAUGGGCUGCUUUGUGUCAAGCCUCUUGAGUGUUAUUAGAUCUGCAUUCAGGCAGUUAGACAGUAUUCCAUAACAAUCCCGACUUGUGCCUUAGACAGUGCCUUAGAUGGUGGACAGGCCUUGAAGAGACAGGAUGAGAGUUAUUCAGCAAUGGUAAUACCAUUGAAUGUCAAGGGACAAUAGUUGAAUUCUCUGAUGUUGCAGAUGAACAUUGCCUAGCACUUAUGCACAGUAUGACAACCCUUUAGUCCAAACGUUUGCACUCAUUGACAUAUUUUCCACAUUUGAAGUCACUAGGUGAUUUAGAUCGUAAGAAAAAAGAACAGAAGUAGGCCAUUCAGCCUAUCGACCCUGCUUCACUGUUCAUUUAGAUCAUGACUUGACUUGCCUCGUAACCCUUGAUUCUCUUGUCAUUAAAAAUCUAUCUAACUCAGCCUUGAAUAUAUUCUACUACUCUCUAGGAUGCAGCAUAUAAACCUUCUGGGGGAAACAAGAUCUUCUUUUCUCCCUUAAAUGGGAGAUACUGUGUUAGGACCUGUUCUAGAUUCCCUGAUAUGGUGGAAACAGUUAUUCAGCAUGUACUGUGUCAAAACCCCUCACAGUGUGUUUCGAUAAGAUUACGUUAUUUAUCCAAACUCCUGAGAGUGUAGGCCAAGUUUGCUCCACAUUUUCUGAAGAUAAAUACCUGAAUCAUAGGAAUUGAGUAAACCUUCUCCAACUGCCCGCAAUGUAAGCUUAUCACUCUUUAAACAAAUUACAUAUAAGCAAAGUUAGACAUUACUUGAGAUGCUUCUACUGCCCUGUACAAUUGUAGCAAGAUUUUAUGCUCUACUCCGUUUAUAAUGAAUUUCAACAUUCCAGUUCUCAUUGACUAUGAACUGCUAAUAUUUUGUAUUACUGUCGUAGGUGUAAAGUUGUACAGGGACAAACUUAUUUGGUAAGCCAUUCUGAAAUGCUGAAACGAAAAGCAGCCUUUUGCUUUGUAGAGAUGGUGACAUAAUACACAAUUGCAACACAACCCAGCAAGAGUUAUAUAUGUGUAAGCUCAUUAUCAACAACCUUGGGGUUACCAUUGACUAGAAACUGACUCCCCUUGUAAACACAAUGGUUACAACAGCAGGUCAGAGGCUUAGAGAACUGCAGUGAGUACCUCACCUCCUGACUCCUACAAGGUUGUCUGUCAACUAUACGGCACAAGUCAGGAGUAUUAUGGAAUGUUUCCCACUUGCCCAGAUGAUUACAGCUCCAACAGCACUCAAAGAAGUUGACACUAUCCACGACAAAGUGUACUGCUUGAUUAGCACCACAUCCGGAAGAAUUUAUUCCCGCCACCACUGAUGCUUAGUAACAACAAUGUGUACUGUGUAUAGAAAUUCACCAAAGAUCCUUAGCAUCUUCCAAACCCACGAACACUUCUGUUUGGAAGGUCAAUGGUAACAGCUACGUGAACGCCACGACUUGCAAGUUUCCCUCCAAACCAUUUACCAUCUGGGUCAAAAUCCUAGAAUUCCCCCCACUGUGGUCAUUGUAGAGCUACCUACGGUCCAUGGGCUGUGUAGCCAUUAAAGAAGACAGCUCACCAUUACCUACUCAAGAGAAAAUGGAAUGGGCAAUAAAAUUUCUGCUCAGCGAGCAAUGCCCAAGAGUGAAUAAAGAAUAAUACUCAAUCUAGGUGCUUCUGCUGCAUAUGCCCUUACAAUCAGAAUUGUGCUUGAGAAGGCAUUUUAAGCAAAUGUUCAUCCAAUAAAGAACAAAAUCUUCUUUUAUCAUGCAUAAUUUGUUUUUUUUCUUGUUUUGUAAGGUUAAUUCUACUCUGCUCCCCCGCUUCCCCACCACCUCCCCAUAAUCUUAAAUUUACAAUACCAAAGGUAUUAAUUUUGGUAAGCUGAUUACCUGCUCAGCAUCUAGUACUGCACUCAAAUUUGUCACAGUCCUUUCAUAUCACUGAAUAGAGAUUGAGUGGGCACCAUGGCUCUUCUAUCAUCGUUCCCACAAUGUAUAUUCACUGGGAGCAAUUGCUUCUUCAAGUGGAUCCCAUCACUUUUGCUUGUCAGAGUUGAUUUUCAUUACCCAAUAAUAGUUUACUCAAGGCGUGAAACCAGGUGAACUGAAUAUUCAUAUAUUCUGUAGAUGCUCUCAAAUGCUAUUCUCAAGAAGAUAUCUGGUUCGUCAAUUUGUUAGUGUUUUUCAGCAAACGAACAUAAAUGAUUGGACUUGAUCAAUAUGAUUUCACUUUGCAUACUCAUGCAAAAAAUGUUAUACUUCCCUGAAUCAGCAGGUCUUCUUGCUUGACUUUAAACAAAACUAAUUCUCAAAUAAGCUCCAACUACCUUCUGAACUUAGUCAAAGCUUGCUUUUACAGCUUUUUGUUUAAAACCUGUCUGUUUUUACCACUCAGAUAGUAAGAACUGCCGAUGCUGGAGUCAGAGACAGCACAGUAUGGAGCUGGAGGAAUACAGCAGGCCAGGCCUAGCUCCUCUGAUGCUGCCUGGCCGUGAUGGAUAGUGGGCUGUUUGAUGUUCAACUCCUCAUCCUUAUGUGGAAAUCAUCUUGUCUCAGACUACCCCGAGUGGCUGACUUACCACCGGGACCCCCUGACCUAAGUCUAUCCUGUUUGACUGAGGUUUGCUGACAGCCACGAGAAGCUUCCUUUUGAUCUACACUAAACAGGAAAGCAAGACAGAAGUAAUAUGAGCCUUGUUUGUUUGGCUGAGGAGGCAAAGUGCAAAAAUACGCUACAAGUAAGGGAUGCUGUGAGCAUCCAAUUAGGCUCAAAAUGACUGUGCAUUAUGACAGCAAAUCAAGAGCCUGGAGAUGCAGCCUGGUUCAGUCCAUGAGCUGGGUGCAUCCUUGAGCAUACAGUAUCCUUUCUGCAGCAUUACAAUGAUAGGUGCUGAAGCUGCUAUAAGGGUACUGGAGAUGUUCCAUAGGGCUCUUAGAGGCUGGCAUUUAUUGGAUACCAAAUGUUCAUGAAUGUAGGAUGCAUGUGGCUGGUGCCUGUAGAGCCUGACCAGGGUCCAACAUGGCAUACGUUUGUAGCAAGUGGUGCACUGAAUUUGUAAGACACCUGCUCUGACUUCCAUUUUGAGUUUUCUCAAUGUGUAGCUUGUUUGGCUAGUUUGGUAAGAUAGAUGCUAAACAUUAAUGAGGUGAGUUGGGCUGUGUCCAAGGCAUUUAACAAGCAAUUAUCCCCGGGAAUUGGCAACUCGCUGCUGCCUAGCAAGAAGGUCACCUUGCUGCAUCAGGAAGGCAUAAAAGAUGGAGUGAGAAGACCUUGAUGUCAAGAUUGGUCUUGCUGGACUUCUGGUCCAAUUUAAUCACAAAUAUAGCCAUUGGCCACAUUGUUCAGCCCCAUAUAAGAUUCCACCCAGUGUUUCAUUGCUGUGCUUCAGAUUCUUUUGCUAAUUACUUGAAAUAAGUGUCCUGGUAACCAAGCCUUUUGUCACUGGAAACAGUUCCAAGUUAUUUGCUUUACAAAAGCCUUGUCAUAGGUUUGAAUAUCUCUAUCAAAUCUUCUGUUGUGAAGCAAUUUGUUGAGGUAAAGAUCAAUAUUACACUAACUGUCUGGAAUAGAUUUGUGAGGCCAAUGUCCUACUUCUGUUUUUAUUUUAGAGAAGUGUACAACACUUGUUGAUCAAAUAAAAAGGGGAAGGUCUGUGACUGGAUUGUAUGUUGCAGUUGUUCAUGACCCAGGACAUUCUUUUAGACA